Molecule: messenger RNA, 507 nt
Organism: Dentiscutata erythropus
Lineage: Eukaryota; Fungi; Glomeromycota; Glomeromycetes; Diversisporales; Gigasporaceae
Source: the annotation of a GenBank genome assembly
AUGUCUGAACAAAUCAAAGAAUUAAUUAAUAGAAAUCAAAAAUGGGCGGAGUCUAAGAAAGCCACAGAUCCUGAUUAUUUUAAAAAUAUAGCAAAAGGCCAGAAACCAAAAUUUAUUUGGAUAGGUUGCUCUGACAGCAGAUUGCCACUGGAAAUAAUAACUCAAUCGAAUAUUGGAGAAAUUUUUGUUCUUCGAAAUAUCGCUAAUCAGGUUCAUACUACCGAUUUAAGUGUAUUGUCAGUAUUAGAAUAUGCAAUAAACCAUCUUCACGUCAAACAAAUAGUUAUUUGUGGCAAUUACGUAUGUGGCGGUGUUCACGCAUCAAUUAAGAACAAUAAUGAUAGUGUCGUUGACCAUUGGCUACAAGAUCUUAAUGAGAUUUAUUUGUCUAAUAAAUUUCAAUUAAAUGAUAAACCAUCAAAAGAACGUGAGAAUCUUUUAGCUGAACUUAACGUCAAAAAACAAGUUUGCAAUCUUGCUGCUACAAAUAUUGUCCAAAAAGCAUGA